Messenger RNA from Erigeron canadensis, 1645 nucleotides. Its product is annotated as berberine bridge enzyme-like 15. The record is from RefSeq and is a predicted model, not a curated record. The coding region runs from base 1 to 1557 and encodes 518 amino acids. Gene Ontology annotation, molecular function: oxidoreductase activity; FAD binding. The transcript has a single exon. NCBI's taxonomy places the organism in Eukaryota, Viridiplantae, Streptophyta, Magnoliopsida, Asterales, Asteraceae.
AUGGUUUUAUUCUCUUCGGCCUUUUCACAACAACCAGCAGAUAAUAAAUUUCUUCAAUGCCUCACUAAAGAUGCAAAGACCACACCAUCAGAAUUUGUGUUCACCCAACAACACACAAAAUAUGCAUCUGUUCUGCAGUCAUCCACCAUAAACCUUAGAUUUUCAACCUCUAAAAAUCCUAAACCAUUAGCUGUGAUCACACCCUUGACAUAUUCUCACGUCCAAUCUGCUGUAACUUGUUCCAAAAAGUUCGGAUAUCGCAUCAGAAUCCGAAGUGGUGGUCAUGACUAUGCAGGAGUUUCAUACACUUCAUAUGACCAAUCCCCUUUUGUUGUUCUUGACCUUAAAGAGCUGCGGUCCAUAAAAGUAGACCUGGGUCAAAAGACUGCAUGGGUUGAAUCCGGAGCGACUCUUGGUGAAUUGUAUUACUGGGUAUCUAGAGAAAGUCAAAAUCUAGGAUUCCCAGCUGGGUUUUGCCCAACUGUAGGGAUUGGUGGGCACCUUAGUGGAGGGGGUUUUGGUGCUAUGGUAAGAAAGUACGGUCUAGCAGCUGAUAAUGCUGUUGAUGCUAGGAUUAUUGAUGUUAAAGGGCGACUUCUCGAUAGAAAAUCUAUGGGAGAAGAUCUAUUUUGGGCAAUUAGAGGAAGUGGUGGUGGAAGUUUUGGUGUUGUAGUUGCCUGGAAGGUAAAUCUUGUUUAUGUUCCUGAAAAAGUUACCGUCUUUCGUCUUUCCAAGACUUUAGAUGAAGGAGGUUCGAGUCUUUUUAAUAAGUGGCAGUACGUAGGACACAAUUUAAGUCAGGAUUUGUUCAUUAGAGCUAUAAUACAACCUAUUUCAGCUUAUAAUGGGAAAAGAACAAUUCAGUAUCUGUUCAGCUCUAUGUUUCUUGGAACUAAAGAUCAGCUCAUUAAAACGGUAAAAGAUAGCUUCCCUGAAUUGGGGUUACAGGAGAAGGACUGCAGUGAAAUGAGUUGGAUUGAAUCGGUACUCUAUCAUGCCAAUUAUCAAGGACAAGGAGUCGAUGUUCUUAAAGAUAGAAAACCCGAGUCUAAAAGCUAUUUUAGUGGUAAAUCAGACUAUGUGAACACACCAAUUCCUGAAAAAAAUUUGGGAGAGAUAUGGAGAUGGUGUUUAGAGGAUGACCAACCGAUUCUUAUAAUGGAACCCCAUGGUGGAAAGAUGAAUGAGAUUGAAGACACAAGAAUUCCUUACCCUCAUAGAAAAGGAUAUUUGUAUAACAUACAAUACUUUCAGAAAUGGGAAGAUGGAAGCAGUGAAGUAUCAGAAAAGCAUAUAAGUUGGAUGAGAAGGAUAUAUGAAAAUAUGACACCAUAUGUAUCUAAGAAUCCAAGGGGAGCUUAUGUGAACUACAGGGAUUUGGAUUUAGGUAAACAUGCCAAUGCAAAUAACACAAGUUAUUCGGAAGCCAUGAAAUGGGGGAGCAGGUACUUUAGAAACAACUUCAGAAGGCUGGCAAUGGUGAAGGGUGUGGUUGAUCCAGAAAACUUCUUCCAUUUUGAGCAGAGCAUUCCACCAUUAAUCAGAAAACCGAACUAACUAGAUCAGGGUUCUGGUAAAGAUCGAGCUUUUAGUUGUUGUAGUUCUGCAUAUGUAAUAAACACCUCCCUGAAGGGAAGGAAAUGAU